This is a messenger RNA of Macrobrachium nipponense, 6604 nucleotides long. It is a transcript of the gene dbo, whose product is annotated as kelch-like protein diablo. Gene Ontology annotation, molecular function: protein binding. The record is from RefSeq and is a predicted model, not a curated record. NCBI's taxonomy places the organism in Eukaryota, Metazoa, Arthropoda, Malacostraca, Decapoda, Palaemonidae.
AAUGGACGGCAUGACUAAAACCAUAAUGGAUCUCCGCGUAGGCCAGACCGGAAGGGUUGUAGGCGGAGAUGACGGGGUGCCCAUCACUGGAGAAACAUCCAUCGGGCGCCCGCCCUCCCCAUGUAGUCUUAGUUAUACAUCCGACAAACAUCCCAAGUUGGCGUUGGCCAACAUUAAUAUGUUACAAAAGAGGCGGGAGCUUUGUGACGUGGUGCUCAUUGUGGGUGGACGGAAAAUAUUUGCUCAUCGAGUGAUUUUAUCUGCCUGCAGUCCAUAUUUUCAUGCAAUGUUUAUGUCAGAACUUUUAGAAGCCAGACAGACAGAAGUCCCAAUACACGAUAUAGAUGAACACGCUGUAGAUUUACUGGUGAAUUUUUGCUAUACUUCUGAAAUAACCGUUCAAGAAUCAAAUGUACAGACUUUGCUCCCAGCAGCUUGUCUGCUUCAGAUGCAAGAAAUUCAGGAUGUAUGCUGUGAAUUUCUCAAGCAGCAGUUGCAUCCUUCAAAUUGCCUAGGAAUCCGUGCUUUUGCCGACACCCACUCCUGCAGGGAAUUGUUACAUAUUGCGGAUAAGUUCACCCAACAUAAUUUUCAGGAGGUUAUAGAAAGCGAAGAGUUUAUGGAACUCCCAGUGAACCAGUUGAUGGACAUCAUCUCGAGUGACGAACUUAACGUGCGUUCCGAAGAACAAGUGUUCAGCGCCGUCAUGGCUUGGGUUAAGUACAACGUAACGGAAAGGCGCCCCUUCUUGGCUCAGGUUCUCGAACAUGUGCGUCUACCUCUUCUUAGUCCAAAGUUCCUGGUCGGUACUGUUGGUUCAGACCUUCUUAUCAAAAGCGAUGAGGCGUGCCGUGAUUUAGUAGAUGAAGCAAAGAACUACCUCCUAUUACCACAAGAACGUCCUCUAAUGCAGGGUCCGCGAACUAGACCACGCAAACCAGUCAAAACGGGGGAAGUUCUUUUUGCAGUUGGUGGUUGGUGUAGUGGAGAUGCCAUAGCUUCUGUAGAAAGAUUUGAACCUACCACCUGUGAAUGGCGAAUGGUUGCUCCCAUGAGUAAGAGACGGUGUGGAGUGGGGGUUGCGGUCCUUUCCGAUUUGUUGUAUGCUGUUGGAGGUCAUGAUGGACAGUCGUACUUGAACAGCGUUGAAAGAUAUGACCCUCAAACAAAUCAAUGGUUAUGCGAGGUUGCUCCAACCAGCACUUGCCGCACAAGCGUAGGAGUAGCAGUGUUGGACGGUUACCUGUAUGCUGUAGGGGGUCAGGAUGGAGUUUCUUGCCUUAAUGUUGUGGAGAGGUAUGACCCUCAGAGCAACAGAUGGACAAAAGUAGCGUCUAUGAACACUAGACGUUUAGGUGUGGCUGUUGCUGUUCUUGGUGGCUUUUUGUAUGCUGUUGGGGGUUCAGAUGGACAAAGCCCACUUAACACAGUGGAACGAUUUGACCCAAAAUUGAGCAAGUGGACGAUGAUGCCAGCCAUGAGUACACGACGUAAGCACCUAGGUUGUGCAGUUUACAACAACAUGAUCUAUGCUGUUGGUGGUAGGGAUGACUGCACUGAGCUUUCGAGCGCAGAGCGUUAUAAUCCUCACACUAAUCAGUGGAGUCCGAUUGUAGCAAUGACAUCCAGGAGGAGUGGAGUGGGCCUAGCUGUUGUGAAUGGAAUGUUGUAUGCAGUUGGAGGAUUUGAUGGAACUACAUACUUGAAAACCAUUGAAGUUUACGAUCCUGAUCAGAAUCACUGGCGACUUUGUGGUUCCAUGAAUUAUCGUCGAUUGGGCGGAGGAGUGGGUGUAGUCAAACUUCCACAUAACGAGGCUCAUCUUUGGUGAUUAAACGAAGGGCUAGAAUUCUGGCUAGGGGUAACUGUCAGUGGAAAAUUGGGCACAGGAAACAGUGGAAUUUAAAUAAUUUGGGUAUAAAAAUGUCUAGUGUUGUAUAUCAAAGACUGUAAGUGUUAUUUGUAUUGAUAUACUACUAUACCUUAUUAGAUAACUGAAGUGUUACCGGAAAGACUGUUACAUUCGAUAUGACCAAGCACUUUCAGUUCUGCGAGACGACACCCAUAUUCCAAAUCAUUACUGUAUUCCUCGUCAUGCAAGUGACCACAAAUAUUUUUGAUGCCAAAAGACCCAAACAUUUCCAAUUGAGACUGACACCUAAUUUGCUAGAAUUCUAGCUAUGUACAUUGGUAUAUAGACCUCGAAGUUAUACAAAACUAUUUGAUACGGACAUUUACAACCAAAACUUAGACCAGGUGUGUUGGUCAGGAUGACGCCUGACAAUGCGGUCAUGAAAGAGAAAGAUUGACCUUCAAAGAAACUCCUAUUAUUCAGCUGAUUGUAGUUGUAUAGGGCAUGGUUUUGAACCCUAUUUGUAUUGCAUUGCAAACUUCAUUAAAAAUUGUAUUCAGAUAUUCUCUUAAAUAGUUUGUAAGGCUUCUUCACAAAAGAGUUUUGAUAUAAUUUUUUGGUAAAGGGAUGGUGAAUCAAGUCUGGUCUGAGUAAUGCAAAAUAAAAAAAAUAAAAAGAUUCCUCUGUGAUUUGUCUUUUCUAGAUGCUCGAGUUUUGAACAGUUUAGUUUUGGCCCUACGCUUUUAUAGACAACUGUAAAUAGCUGAAGAGAGAAGUAUUAGUGUACUCAUUCAGCAAUGAUAUAUACAUAUUUAGUGAGUGCACAGUAGUCAUAUUUUUACCAGUUUGGAACUUAUCAAUGAUCUGUGGAUUGACCAGUUUAUCACUAGUCUUUCAGUGUGGUGUUACGCUCGAGGGUGUCCUCGAUGACUCGGAAAUGAAAGACAGACUUUUGAAUGAGAUGAUCGCCCUCUUUUGAAUGUCAAGUUCAUUGCUUUAACUGUUACUUUGAUGUGUAGGCAAGAAACUCAGUUAUUUGUGGUUGGAUUAUCAGUAUGAAGUCAGAAACUGGGAAUGCAGUACAGUUCAUAAUAUUGGGGGUUACUGGCUUGUUCAAUGCUGCCAUUUUAGUUCAGCUUAAAUUUUUUUUUUUUUUUAUAAAUAAUUGAAAGUUUUUGAGAUAUGUUUUUUUUUUUUUUGCUACAUAUAACCAUAUUUAGAGCUUAUGAUGUUAUUUAAUUGAUGAUUACAUAAGAUUUUAAUAAAGUUCCCUAUUUUAGUUAUUAUGAAGGAUUUCUAAUAGCAGGAUUGAUUUUACAAUAUUUACGUAGUGUAGAAGCAUGGUCUAGUGAGUUAUAAUUUUAGUAAAGUUCAUCCAUCAACACUAAACAAGUUUAGAUUUUAACCAUUUUUAUUGUUUGUUUUUAUACACUUGGAAAGAAUUUCAUUUAUUUGAAGUGCCCUCCCCCCUUUGUGAUUAAAAUAAAGUUUUUUCAUUUAGUUUUGAAAAAAGAUGGGAUUGUUCCCCUUGUAAUUUUGUCUGUACUUUGGUAAAUUCUUGUGACAAGAUGUCUAAACAAAAGGUGUAAAGUAAGGAAAAUAUCAAAGUAAACAGUAACUAAUGAAAAGAUCAUGAAACUUGACUGGACAUGCCCUCAUGACACCUGGAUCUGAAGAACUUGGCUGAAAAUGGCCUAACUUAAACGUUUCCCCAUCACGUGAGCAUUAGUGUCACUUAAUUUUUGUUCACUAGAAGUGUGAAGAAUUUUCUUUUCAUUUAGAACUUGGAAGGCACAUUUGAUUUGUUGGUUAGUAGUAAAUGAGGUUUUUCAUGUAAGAGAGUAUACAUAUAUUUUUUUCUCUCUCUUUACUAAAAUUUUGUUUUUGUAGGAAGUAUUUUUUUUUUUCUUUUGUGAACUUCUUCACUCUAGUUUGGGUAGAGAAUCAUUAUAUGGAAGAAGUUCAACCAAACCAGGAUCAUUCCGAGGGUAGCCAUAUUGCCUUUCCAGAAAGCAUAUUAAAAGGAGUUUGUUUCCGUGUCGUUUUCAGUCCGAAAAUUCAAAAAUGUACAGGGAAACUACAUAUCUUGCCUUCAAGACUGAAGAUGUCUAAUCUAAAGAAUCAAGUCCUAUAAUCAAAUUUUAAUCACCCAUGAAGUCUUUUAAAUAUUUUUAUUUCACAAUUUUUUAAUUUUAAGUUUUGAUGUCGAGUGUAUUUUGGGAAAAAUUGUCAUAUAUACAUAGCAAUACAAGUACAGUGAGAAGCUCUUUUGUGUGACAAACGUAAAGACAAACAUAUCAUUUCUUUGAGUUUUCUUCACCUGGGAAUGACUUUUUUUCCCCUUUGCUGUGUCCCUUUGUCCUCCAGGUGCACCCCCUUUCAUUCCUUUGACUAUACACAGAAUUUAGUAGUUAAAUGAACUUUAUAAAAUUUUCUGGAACAGCCUGCCUUCCUUCUAAGAGAAUUGCAUAGUUUACUUGUAGUUAACACGUCAUUUAUUAUUUUGGAAUAUGAAAUUAAUUAAUUAGGAGUAGUACUAUACACUUCAAAAUGUUUUAAGUAUUGCAGCCCUAAAAUAUGAAGUGUUGUCCAUAAUGUUACUUCAUUCUGUACAUCAAUUAUGUUUUGUUUGUAUUCACAUUUGGCAUUCAUAUCUCAGAUAGUACUGAAUGAAGAUAUUCAUCAGCUUUGUGGCCUUUAUAUUUAGAAUUUUUAGUAUGAGAGAAUAAUUUUGGCUCAUAUUUAGAUGCUGUUUUGUUCAUGUUCAAGAUAUAGGAAAAUGAGUUAUGUGGUAUCAUUACUUUGUUUAGCAACCUGUUUUCUUCCUAAGCCCCAAAAAGCAAAACAUAUUGUUCUAUGAUAAUAGAAAUUCAUCUGAAUUGAUUGUUUUAUGUAUUGUGAAUAUACUUUUAAUAUUUUGAGAGAUUAUGGUCACACUUGCUAUGGGGUCCUGUUCACUGGAAAAAUACAGCAGAUCUUCACAGCACAAACAAGUUUUUAACCCUAAUGUUAUGCAAGAAUUGGAUACAUGUAUUUCAAAGAUUACCUUUAAUUUUGACGCAUACUUGCCUCAGCAGCUGUAGAUAUUGGUCGAUGUUUUAAGAGCAUAGAGUAAAUUAAAGAAGUUAAAUUACUUGUGCACUGUUUUGACAGAUGUUUUAAAAAAUGAUUAAAUAGCUCCUUGCUCGCAGAUUCAACAAAAAUUGGAUGUUUAGUAUGUGUCGAAUUUUCAUUCCUAUUUGAAAUACCUAUACUGCGUGACAGUUGGUGGCAAAUGUUACACCAACUUUAAAUGACAAGUAUAGCUUGAAGGCACCCAGUAUGCAAAGAAUUUAUAAUUUCUUAGUGACUGUAGGAAUUAAGCUUUAAUAGGUCUAGCCUAAAAAUUUCUGGUGUUGUUUACCAGGUUUCCAAUGUUAAUGAUAUAAGCUCUAUUUUUGCUCUAGUCUGAACUAUGGUAUGUACGUCUGCAACUUGGCACUUCCACACGAGUUGCAUAACGUCUUUAUCUUGUUUCGCUCUCACUUCCAGAAUAUUUUAAGAAAACCAUCAUUGCCCUGACAGAAUUAUUCUUGUUCAUUGUAUGGUAACAAACCUCUAAUUCAUGGUAAUUGUCAUCCUGAAUUGGGGUUUACCAUACAAUAAAUAAUCCAUGUACUACUUCACAGUUUGUAGUGCCCUUAAGCCAUGCUUUUCCAAUUUCAGGAUAUUCUCCCCAAGUCAGCUGCUUACUUGUUCUUUUUAAAAGCAAUACCAAAUGCAUAUAAUUUAGAAAGUAUAAUUUACAAACAUUGUGAAGUUCUAACCGUGACAGAUCUUAAGUUCAGGUUUGGGUUUUGUCUUUAACUCUCCUUCCUGGGAUCUAUCUUCCUUUGCUCAUUGCCCCUCUAAAUUUUAUAUAGCUAAGACAGAUAUAUUCCAUAAAAACAUUCCUUUACACUUGUGUAGUUUUGCUUUUAAGAUAAUGGAAAAAAAAGUUUGUUUUAUGAAAUUAUCCAGUUUUGCUAUUCAGUAGUUCACACCAUAUGAAUUUGCUAUUCAGCAGUUCACAUCAUAAGGAAUUGUAAUUACUGAAAUAAAAUUGCAUUCAAGUACAGGUCCUUUUCCCAUUAGCUCGAUUUAAAAUGUUUAAAAACUUGAAAACUUUUCAUUUAAAACGUUUAAAAACUUGAAAACUUUUCUGUUACAGCCAAGCUAUUGCUGAAGCCAUUGUUUUUUAAGUGGGUAGAGAGUGUAGAUGCAAAACAGACUGCCAAUGAAUGAAUUUUUUUUUCUCUCUCCAGGUACCUGUUUUGUUAGGGCAUUAUGUAUGUACUACUAUUGAAUUUGUUAGUCAUAUGGCUUUUGGAAGGUUGACAGCCUGACAGUGCAAAGGUUAAUGAUGAAUCUAACAGGAAGUCGGGAAAGGUAUCUGACCAGGUAAUUGUCAUUUAUUGUUACCAUUACAUGCAUAAAAUUACUGCCUGAACAUAAACAGUCACUACAGUGUAUUAUGAGCCUGUUUGUUGUAGCCAGAGAUGUUCGUUAUUAUUAUUGGCUUGGUCUCAACCACUUCAACCAGUUGACUGUACUGUAUUACUGAUGCUGCUGCUGAUAAUGCUGAUAGGGGAAGCAUGUGAUGCAUAUUUUUAUAUCUGUGAUUUAUUUUAUAAUUAUGGUUUAACUUGUGAAAUGUAGUGUUCUUAUACUUUAGGUAAAAUCUCCAUGAUUUUUGGACAUAUAGAUAUGAAAUAAAGUAUGUGUUGAAUUUUU